Molecule: messenger RNA, 2958 nt
Organism: Asterias rubens (European starfish)
Lineage: Eukaryota; Metazoa; Echinodermata; Asteroidea; Forcipulatida; Asteriidae
Product: angiotensin-converting enzyme-like
Exons: 13
Coding region: 77-2011 (644 amino acids)
Biological process (GO): proteolysis
Cellular component (GO): plasma membrane
Molecular function (GO): peptidyl-dipeptidase activity; metallopeptidase activity
Source: RefSeq, a predicted model, not a curated record
AGUCACAACCUAACCCAACAUCUGGCAGCUUCGAUUUUAGGAGUCGGGGAAGGUUCCAUACUCGGGAGCCAACAAGAUGUUUUCCUACUAUUACUGUACUUAUAUCCUCUUUAUUUGUGUAGCCUCUUUACAAGUCAACCUAUCACUUGGAGAUGAGGAGCUUAUAACGGACAUUGAUGAGGCGAGGGCGUUUUUAUCCCGCUACGAAGAAAGUGCCAAAGUGGUAUACUAUGCCAGCUCUCUGGCUAGUUGGAAAUUCAACACAAAUAUCACCGAUUACAAUCAGCAAAAAGAUCUUGAAGCCAGUCUCGUGUCAGCCGCUUUCGGAAAAGAAGCUUACGACAAUGCCACCAGAUUCGACGAGACUGGUUUUCCAGAAGACAUCAAGAGACAGUUCCAGAAACUCAAAGACAUUGGAUCUGAUGCACUGGAGCCUAGCAAAGUUGAAGAGUACAACCAGGUCAUUAGCAAAAUGACCGACAACUAUGGCAAAGGUACGGUGUGUAGACCGAAUGAUGCAAGCGACUGUCUUCAAAUUGAGCCGGGUUUGGGUAAAAUCAUGGCUUCUUCCGAAGACUGGGAUGAGCUAUUGUGGGCCUGGCAAGGAUUCCGAGAUGAAGUCGGGAUACCAAACAAACCACUCUACAAAGAGUAUGUGGCACUGGCCAAUGAAGCUGCUCGUCUAAAUGGAUAUGCUGAUAUGGGCGAGUACUGGAGAUCCGAUUACGAGAGUGAAACCAUCAUUGCGCAGUCGUAUGAGCUUUAUAAUCAGAUCCUACCAUUAUACAAGCAGCUUCAUGCCUACGUCAGACGCAUCAUGAAUACCAAACACAGCGAUCACGUGGAUCUAACUGGACGUAUCCCAUCCAACCUACUCGGAGACAUGUGGGGUCGCUUCUGGGGCAAUAUCUACAAACAAGUUGUUCCUUAUCCAGACGCCCCAAAUAUUGACGUAACCGAUGCUAUGAUUGAAAAGGGGUUAACUCCCUUGGAGAUGUUCGAAAUGGGUGACGAUUUCUUCGCUUCCUGUGGCCUGAUACGAGUCAAUGAUGCCUUCUGGAAUAAUUCUAUGAUUGUUAAACCUACUGAUGGCAGGGAGGCUGUUUGUCACCCAACAGCCUGGGAUAUGGGCAACGGUGAAGAUUUUAGAAUUAAGAUGUGUACCGAGGUCAACAUGGAGUAUUUUCAAACCAUCCAUCAUGAGCUUGGCCACAUACAAUAUUACAUGCAAUAUAAAGAUAUCCCAUUGCUCUUCCACGGUGGUGCCAAUGGGGCCUUCCACGAGGCCGUAGGCGAAGUGAUGACACUGUCUAUUUCUACGCCUGCGCACUUGUCCCAUCCUGACGUCGCACUUCUUCCCCCAGGGACUGGUGCAGAUAAAGAGACUGAUAUCAACUUUCUACUGAAGACAGCGUUGAAUACAAUUGGUACCCUGCCCUUUAGCAUCGCUUUGGAUCAAUGGCGAUGGGAUGUAUUCGCUGGUAACAUCACUGAGGAUAAAUGGAUGGAAAGAUGGUGGCAACUAAAGCAUGAUCUUGUUGGUGUAAAGGCUCCAGUGACACGGACUGAGAAUGAUUUCGAUGCCGGUGCAAUGUACCACAUCGUCGUCGCUUACCCGUUCCUUGGGUAUUUCAUCCGUACGGUCAUCCAGUUCCAGUUUCAGAAAGCAUUGUGUGACGCAGCGGGACAUACGGGACCUUUACAUCGAUGUGACUUCUACAAGUCGCAGGAGGCAGGCCAGAAACUCGAAGCUAUGCUUAAGUUGGGAACGAGCAAGCCCUGGCCAGAUGCAAUGGAAGCCAUUACAGGUCAAAGGUUAAUGACAGCAGACGCCAUCAACGCCUACUUUGCGCCAUUGAAGACAUGGCUCGAAGAGACCAACGAGAAGAAUGGAGAGAAAAUUGGAUGGGAGACUCAGGAACCUGACGCUGGGGAUGGUGCUUAUUUACUACCUGGUGUAUCCAUGCUGUUGCUGGUCUUAUGUCUGAUAGCUACACGGUUACAAAUGUAAAGCGAAUGUGGGGCCAAUAGUUUGAUAAGGCUCUACACUUAUCACUUCUACUAAGGGUUGAUCCGGGUCCCGUGGGCCUGACACACUUCUGGAUCACGUGACUCCGAAAAUGGGUCAAAAUUGACCCAGAAUGGGUCAGGUCCCAUACGACCCGGGAUCCGGUCAAUUCUUAACAGGGAAUUCUAGAGUAUAUCUUACCAGAUACAGUUGCGGGAACAAAAUUGAGCCAGUGAUGCAAUCUUGUAACUUCAUUUAUUUUAAUCAUUUUAGUCAUUGUUGCUCCUCAUUUUAUCUACAUGCCAAUUAAAUCUUAAGAUGACUGUGUUUGAACUACAAUAAUGUACACGAAUUGGUUUUGACUUUGUUUUGGAAGCAUACCUCAUUUAUUUCCCCAAAUGAUGCUAGUUCAGUGUAUCAGUGUGCAUCUACCGUUAGUUUUAGCUUCAUGGCAAACACAGCUCCCCUACCAUUAGUUGAUUCCAAUAUCUGUUACAUGAUACUCGAGCCCGUAGAGGGCGUGCACAACAGCUCGCCCGUGUUUUAUUUCUAUGGUGUAAAACUAAUUUUGAAUAACACAGGACUCCUAUAUCCGACUAAGGCCACAAUACAAAAUAAGUCCAACUGUUAGUAGAUGAUCACAACAUAAUAAUUAAUAAAAAUUAGGAACUUUUAGUUUUAGAUUUGUCACAAUAGUAGUGUCACAACCCUAAAACGACUCAUGGUCACAUUGCUGCAUGCUGAGCAUAGUAUGCUUUUAGCUGUUCAGAUUUAAUACACUAAUCAAUAUUGCAAACUAAUUAUUAGACGGUCCGAUUAAAUGACUGAUGUAUUCAUUUAACACAUUUAAUCUUGGCUGUUAUUUAACAUGUAGUUUGCCUAUAGUAUAGCACAUUAUAGAGCCACCUAGUCGCCUAUUAGCUCCGUUGCGCAUUGAACUUUAAUAAAAA